Messenger RNA from Pygocentrus nattereri (red-bellied piranha), 2897 nucleotides. RefSeq names its product butyrophilin subfamily 1 member A1-like. Gene Ontology annotation, biological process: positive regulation of T cell proliferation; cellular response to lipopolysaccharide; immune response. Bases 118 to 1335 code for a protein of 405 amino acids. The transcript is spliced from 6 exons. The record is from RefSeq and is a predicted model, not a curated record. Lineage: Eukaryota; Metazoa; Chordata; Actinopteri; Characiformes; Serrasalmidae. Gene Ontology annotation, cellular component: external side of plasma membrane.
AACAGAGUGAAAAACUUAAAGAGCUCUUUGUUUCGUCAGAACAUCUGAUCAAACUUAGCGGAGCAGGAUCCAAACCACCAGCACAGGUUUAGGACGAUAUGUACACUGUACAUCACGAUGGCUGCAUCACUCAGCAUACUGUAUGCAGUCUCAGGGGUACUGACAGCAGCUUUGUUUACUUUACCUGACAUUAAGCCAGGGGACUCUGUUACUCUCCCCUGUAAACUCCUUGAAGACCCACCUGUGGAGCAGCUGGAUGUGCGCUGGCUGCUGGGUGAACAUCUGGUCAUCAGACUGAACCGAGACCAAAUCAUCUACAGCAUCAGCUACAGGAACAGGACUGAACUACCAGCAGGGGGCACCCGCCAUGGAGAUUUCUCACUGACCAUCACACACACACAGCAUGGAGACAGCGGAGUGUAUCGAUGUGUAAUCUUCAAAGAGGAGCAGGAGCUCAAACUUGCAGAACUUCAGCUCUCAGUGGAAGUCCCCCAUUGUCCCAGUGCUCUGUUUGUCAAAGUAGGACAUGAAGUGGUUCUUCCAUGUUUUGGUCGUGUGGACUGGAUGGAUUCAGAAGCUGAGUUUGUGCAGUGGAAGAGGGGCUGGACAAUUCUAGAGUGGGCACAGGGUUCUCAAUAUGUAGAUCCUCAGUUUACAGACAGAGCAUCACUGCCCAAAGACAGAAUCCUGCAGGAUAACCUCUCUCUUGUGCUGAAGAACACUCACCAUGAAGACCAGGGACUUUACAUGUGCUUCUUCAGGAAGGGCAAAGAUAUCAGACUUGCUGCCCAGAUUAAUCUCACUGUUACAGAUCAUAUGACCUGGUUGGAGGCAGGGUCUGGUACCUCGGUGCUCCUCCCCCUCUACACUCUAUCUCCAGUGAUUGUGAGGUUCCUGCCUGAUGGAGGAAAAGGUUCUGUACAAGUGUGUGAGGUGGAGAAAGAGCAGAUGAAGUGUGAAACAGCUCAAUACACCCAUUGCAUGGUUCUCAAGAACCACUCCCUGGAGCUGAAGAACCUGUCCAUGAACGACUCUGGAACGUUCUCAGUUAUCAUGAGGGAAACACAGCGCACUGUCAGUGUUCACUUCAUACAUGUCUUGCCUGCAGGUAAUGCUGUGCUACAAACAGACUCACUAGCAGUGCUGAUAAUAAUGGUACCCAUUUUACUGCUGGUGCUGGUGCUCAUCAUGUUUAUGAUUGUGCUGAAGCAGCGGAAGAGGACACGUCUAACUAAGGAAAAAGGCACUGAAGGUCAUCGUCUCAACAACAUUGAUGUCACCAGCAGUACAUUGUCCAGCAUUAAUAAUCUGCAGCUUGCCAACAGCACCAUUUAAACAACUGUUUACUACGAGUGAAAAUUACUCUCAUUUACAUGUCAUAUGCCACAUGUCAUUCAUCAUUCAUCAUACUUGUUAAUAAUAACAACGUGCAUGUCUAAACAUGUUCUGAUGCUAAACCAACCCUGCUAGAAAAACCAGCAUAGAGCAGCAAGACUGAUCACCUAAAAACAGCGUAUGAUAUGUUUUGGAUGCUGGUAUGCUGGCCAACAAUCAUGACCAUGCUAGGUGACCAGGUAAACCAGCUUAGAUCAUCUUUUUGAUUAUUACUGGAUGGUUUACAGGCUGUUUAUUUUCAGCACAUAAUGCCAACAUGUCAGCAUCAAUGAUCUGUGACCCACUUCUGACUCUCUCCCCCCACCCCUUAAAUUUAUGCCCAUUAGUGAGGUCACUAUUGAUACAUCACUCAAAAAACUAACACAUUUAAUUUGAAGCUGUCCAUCUACACUGCGUUCAUGUUCCCAUAUCACAAAGCUUCUUUUGUAACUUUUGGAAACAAAGGAAGUAGUGUGGGUUUCUCGGUUUCCGUGGUUUCAAGCCAACACUGGACUCUUAAAUCUCAAUUUAGGUCUUAUAUCUGAAGCCCUCCCAUUGAAUAUGACAUAUGUUAAAGUUAUAUAUCUGCAGUCUGUCUGAACGACUUCUGCCCCGUCGCACUCACACCCAUUGUGAUGAAAUGCUUUGAGAAACUGGUUCUCAGUCAUUUGAAAGCAGGGAGGAGACCCAGCACCUGGCUACCUGGUGUACCACCAACAAUCUCUCCUUUUACACAGACAAAAUCAAGGAGCUCAUGGUAAGCUACAGGAAAAACAAAAGCUGCAUGCACUCUUCUGUCCGAAACAACAGUUCUGAGGUAGAGCAUGUCCCAAGACCUUUCAUGGACACUCAGCACUUCACAUUUGACUAAGGCUCAGGCUCAGGCUCUACUUCCUGAGGAGACUAGAGAAGGAGCAUGUGUCUCCUCAGAUUCUCAUAAACCUCUAGUGCUGCACCACUGAAAGCAUACUGGCCAACUGUGUGACUGUGUGGUAUGGCAGCUCCACUGAGGCCGACAGGAAGGCCCUCCAAAAAGUGAUGAGGACCGCUGAGUGUAUCACUGGCACACAGCUCCCUGCCAUCAGACAUUCGCAACCAGCAAUGUGUGCGUAGAAGGACUCCUCCCACCCCAGCCACACACUGUUAAACCUCCGCCUAUCUGGGAGGAGAUACAGAAGUUUCAGACCAGAACCUGCCAGCUCCGGUCCAGUUUCUUUCCCUCCACCAUCACCCUGAUUCACUAAUCUUGUAAAACUGUAUGUUGCACACAAUAUUUAUCAUUAUUUACCAUCCCUUGCAUUUCCAUACAAUAGACUGUAUAUAGAAUACAACACAUAAUUGUCUACACUAACAAUGCAAAAUCUACUAUAUAUAUGGUAUUUAUAGUAUUAUGUGUUUAUAUAUACAUGUAUAUAUCAUUCAUAGAUAUUUGUAAUUGUGUAUAUAUUGUUCAUAUAGUUUUGUUGCCCUGUACUUGUACUGAGCAAUGACAGUAAAGUUGAAUUUAAACCAUCUGUAAACCA